This is a messenger RNA of Hevea brasiliensis (rubber tree), 1828 nucleotides long. RefSeq names its product short-chain dehydrogenase TIC 32 A, chloroplastic. The record is from RefSeq and is a predicted model, not a curated record. The transcript has 8 exons. The coding region runs from base 469 to 1506 and encodes 345 amino acids. Lineage: Eukaryota; Viridiplantae; Streptophyta; Magnoliopsida; Malpighiales; Euphorbiaceae.
CAUGCAAUCCCCGAGGAUAACAAUACUUAUCCAUGCCAACCCCAAAGUCCAACUACGCCGAUCAAUUGCCGAUAUUUUAAAAUUAGGAUUAUUUGAUUAAGAAAUUAAAGAUUAAGCAUUGGAUUAGGCAAACAAUAAAACAAACACCAUAAUCCAAUCACUAAUGAAUCAGAAAUUAUAAUCUUCCCUCCGCCUUAUACCUUUACAAAAUCCACGCCCAAUCUUCUCUUUUACGUUAGCUCUCUCUCUCUCUCUCUCACUGUGUGAGUAAAUGCAAAGCGGCGUUGGCUGCGAAAUCUCUGACAAAAAACAACGCCUUUUUUCGCUGCUUCCCCGACACAGCACUAACGCCACUCUGCUCAAGACGUACUGCUUUGUUGCUUGAUUUGAUUCCAUAUUGCUUGUCCAUGCAAUAGUACUACUACAUCUGUUAGUUGCACAAACGAAACCAGUCAAAAGAGGAGAGAAAUGCUGGAAACUGUCAGCUACCUCAUCGGCUCAGCCGGCCCCACUGGUUUCGGCUCUAAGUCCACAGCCGAUCAAGUCACUGCUAGCUGCGAUCUGCGUUCCAUCACUGCCAUCAUCACCGGCGCCACUUCAGGAAUAGGAGCCGAGACAGCGAGAGUGUUGGCGAAACAAGGAGCGAGACUGGUACUCCCGGCUCGCAACAUGAAAGCGGCCGAGGAUACAAAGGCGCGUAUGGUUUCCGAGUGUCCCGAUUCUGAAAUCAUUGUUAUGGCAAUUGAUCUUAGCUCUCUCAACUCUGUUCGAAACUUCGUUGCAGAGUUCGAGUCUCUCAAUUUGCCCCUCAAUCUCCUCAUAAAUAAUGCUGGCAAGUUCGCAGACGAACAUGCUAUAUCGGAAGAUGGAAUAGAAAUGACCUUUGCCACUAAUUAUCUUGGUCAUUUUCUGUUAACGAAAUUGUUGUUGAGGAAGAUGAUCGAAACUGCAAAAGAAUCCGGCAUCCAAGGCAGAAUCGUUAACGUUUCAUCAACUAUUCACGGCUGGUUCUCCGGAGAUAUGAUCCAAUAUCUCGCGGAAAUAUCCCGAAAUAAAUGUCGUUACGAUGCCACACGUGCUUACGCUCUCUCGAAGCUGGCUAACGUUUUGCACACCAAGGAGCUUGCUCAGAGAUUGAAGCAAAUGCAAGCCGACGUGACUGUCAAUUGUAUCCAUCCAGGAAUAGUGAGAACCAGACUCACCCGAGAACGAGAAGGCCUAGUCACAGAUAUGGUGUUUUUCAUGGCGUCCAAGCUCUUGAAGACAAUUCCUCAGGCUGCUGCAACAACUUGUUUCGUAGCAACUCAUCCGAGACUGUUGAAUGUGUCUGGAAAGUAUUUUGCCGAUUGUAACGUAGCUUCAACGUCGAAACUGGGAUCCAGCUCAACAGAAGCUGCACGGUUAUGGUCCGCCUCUGAAAUCAUGGUUUCUACGGACGCAAAUGCAGUUUUUGAUGCACUCAAUACCAAAGAAUAUGGUGCACAAACAAAAAAAAAAGUAGGUUAAAUAUAUAAACGGGAAAAACACAUAUUUAGAAAUUAAAGAUGAGGUGAUAUUAGAUUGUUAAGUUUCAUAUUCAAAUUUCAAUCAAAAUUAAAUAAAGAAAAAUGAUAUUUAACAGGUAUUGGAGGGAAAAAGAAAAAAAAAAUGCUACAAAAAGAGAAAUAUACAACAGUACACAACUUGGAGCAUGCUAUGGAAUGCUAUAGAUGUACUGGUUGUUCUAUGUAAGUUAUAUUAAUAUAUAACAGGUAUAGUUCUGUAGUAUGUACUUUGGUUAUUUAGUUUGGGAUUAAGAUUAAAGAAUGUUGGCUUGGCUUGUUUAUAA